UUUGUUCCAACUAGCCGGACGGUGACAGACUAAAUAAAAAAAUUCCAUCAGGCAUGUCAAAUAAUCAGAUGGUUGACUCAUGUCUGCUUGUAAAUCGAAGAAUAGAGCAGAGACAAGAGCACAACAUAACACGUAUCGAAAUAAAACAGAGUGGCCCAAGUGAGUCAGAUUAUCAUACUAGCAAUGGACAACCGGAAACCCAUUCCGUGCACUCAUCUCAGUUAUCAGUACAAGAUGAUCCCUUAGGCGUGAGAGGGCAUAAUCAACAAACAUCUCAACAUAUGACGUCUGUUACUAAAGUUAUUCGAGAAGUAUCACACGUAGCUUCAGAAGCAGGUGGAGUUAAUUAUAUUCCCGUACCAUUAAUGUCACAAGACUAUUCUCAUGGAAAUCCUUGCUACGCGGCAGACCCAUAUAUGGUGAAUUUUGAACACUAUGAUCCUUACGUUGGAUAUAAUUCUCAGUCAGAUUAUCCACCACAUAGCACAUAUGCAUCGGAUUCACGUUCACCCCAUAGUCCACACAGUCCAUCGGAACAUAGCCGUACAACACCACCGCAUGAAUACAUGCGAAAAGGAUCUACAUAUGUCGACGGCGGAUACAAUGAUAUGGGACCUGUACUUAAUCCCACGUUACAAGAUCAUUAUCGAAUAACACCAAGUCCAGGUGGUCCAGGUGACCAGUAUGAUGAAAAUAAAUUGGCGUAUGGUUAUGUAUCACCAUCGCCCUAUGGACCAGUAUCUUAUGGGCCCAAUAUUGGAGUCGUACCAGUACCAUUAGUAAGUGAUGGGCCGUCUUACGAUGACUCUCAUCCUGUUACACUGCCUGGAAACUUAGCUCCAGGAAUAUUUGAAGAUGAUGUGCAUCUUCAGCGACUACAAACUCGUCACUCAGUACCAGGAAUGGUUAGCCCUUUGGGUGAUGAUCCAAAGUCAAUGCGUUGGAGAGAUCCAAACCUUUCAGAAGUUAUCGGUUUUCUAAGUAAUCCAAACAACGUAAUAAAAGCUAAUGCUGCUGCAUAUCUUCAACAUCUUUGUUACAUGGAUGAUCCGAACAAACAAAAAACACGAAACUUGGGUGGCAUUCCUCCAUUAGUGCAGUUAUUAGAUAAUGAAAGCCCUGAUGUAUACCGAAACGCAUGUGGGGCAUUACGAAAUUUGUCAUAUGGCCGUCAAAAUGAUGAAAAUAAACGUGCCAUUAAGAAUGCCGGUGGUGUACCAGCGCUAAUUAGUUUAUUGCGCAAAACUUCCGAUGCAGAAAUAAAGGAAUUAGUGACAGGCGUACUUUGGAAUUUAUCAUCAUGUGAAGAUUUAAAGAAAGCGAUUAUUGAUGAUGGUGUUACUCUUGUAGUUAACAACAUUAUAAUUCCUCACAGUGGGUGGGAUCCAAGUGCUUCCAAUGGUGAAACUUGUUGGUCAACAGUAUUUAGAAACGCAUCUGGAGUCCUAAGAAAUAUAUCUAGUGCUGGUGAAUAUGCACGGAAAAAAUUACGUGAAUGUGACGGCCUCGUCGAUGCUCUUUUAUAUGUUGUACGAUGUGCAAUUGAAAAAUCAAAUAUCGGAAAUAAAAUCGUCGAAAAUUGUGUCUGUAUUUUAAGAAACUUAAGCUAUCGAUGUCAAGAAGUUGAAGAUCCUAAUUAUGAUAAGCAUCCAAUCCAGUCGAUUGUCCAGAAUCGUAUAACAGCUCCUGUAAAAGGUGAAAACUUGGGUUGUUUUGGUGGAAGUAAAAGAAGAAAAGAUGGGCAACCACCACAAAAGGAAGUAACAACAUCUAAGUCAGUCAGCGCUCGAACUGAACCGAUUAAAGGAAUGGAACUUUUAUGGCAACCUGAAGUAGUUCAAUGUUAUCUCAGUCUCUUACAAACUUGCUCAAAUCCUGAAACCUUAGAAGCAGCUGCUGGAGCUCUACAAAAUCUUGCUGCAUGUUAUUGGCAACCAAGUAUUGAGAUCCGUGCAGCUGUAAGAAAAGAAAAAGGCCUACCGAUUUUAGUUGAGUUACUGCGAAUGGAGGUCGAUCGUGUAGUAUGUGCAGUAGCCACUGCUCUUAGAAACCUUGCUAUUGAUCAACGUAAUAAAGAAUUAAUUGGAAAAUAUGCUAUGAGAGAUUUGAUUCAAAAACUACCAUCUGGUAAUAAUCAGCAUGAUCAAGGAACAAGUGAUGAUACAAUCGCUGCUGUACUUGCAACAUUGAAUGAAGUUAUUAAACGAAACGCUGAAUUUUCAAGAUCACUAUUGGAUGCUGGUGGCGUUGAAAGAUUGAUGAAUAUUACAAAGCAGCGUCAAAAAUACACUGCUCGUGUUUUGAAAUUCGCUGGUCAAGUAUUAUUUACAAUGUGGCAGCAUACUGAGUUACGAGAAGUCUAUAAGAAACACGGCUGGAAGGAAGCUGACUUUGUAACUAAAACCGUUGCAGCGCGGAAUUCAGGGCUUAAUUCUCCAAGUAAUGCUAACAGUUAUGAUUUCAGCACAUUAAACCGACCAAUGGCGAGCCAGGGAAGUACAAGAUAUGAAGAUCGAACUAUGCAAAGAUCAAAUGUCAAUUCAAAUAAUGUUGGGUGGCAAGCAGCUUAUCAACCGGUAAAUAUAACUUUUUAA
Messenger RNA from Cotesia congregata, 2594 nucleotides. The record is from the annotation of a GenBank genome assembly. Lineage: Eukaryota; Metazoa; Arthropoda; Insecta; Hymenoptera; Braconidae.